Molecule: messenger RNA, 1182 nt
Organism: Coffea eugenioides
Lineage: Eukaryota; Viridiplantae; Streptophyta; Magnoliopsida; Gentianales; Rubiaceae
Product: macro domain-containing protein VPA0103
Exons: 7
Coding region: 19-903 (294 amino acids)
Source: RefSeq, a predicted model, not a curated record
GGGUCAACCAGUCAGCAGAUGAUUUCCUCCUCUUCGGUCGCUCUCUCUUCUAUUACUGCCACUAUUUCUAUGAGACUGGCGAGUUCCACUUCUGGAUUAUUCCUUCGACUUUUCUCUUCAUCGUCCUUAACUAUCCCUAGAAACCCCCGUUAUUUACAAUUUCACCAGGCCAGGUGGAACCUGCCUCAUAGGGGACCUUUCUUCGUUGCUCAAAUCCCGAUCAGGCCCUUUAGGGUCAUUUUGAACGGAAUGGAGCAGAGCAGUGUCGUCGCCAACGGGGGUGGAUUGAGCUCCGCUAGGGUUUCAACACUGUCAAAUGGCGGAGAUAACAGCAGCGAAUUAGUCAGUUUCCAGCUGUCUCCUACCUGUUCCCUCGAAAUUCAGAAAGGCGAUAUCACGCAGUGGUCAAUUGAUGGAGCCUCCGAUGCCAUCGUUAAUCCUGCUAAUCAGCUAAUGCUUGGAGGUGGUGGUGCUGAUGGAGCCAUACAUCGAGCUGCUGGUCCAGAACUACGAGAUGCGUGCUAUCAAGUUCCUGAAGUCCGACCUGGAGUCCGCUGCCCUACUGGAGAAGCAAGGAUUACACCUGGUUUUAGAUUGCCUGCAUCUCAUGUGAUUCACACUGUUGGACCCAUAUAUGAUGUCGAUGGAAACCCUGAGGCUUCUUUGGCAAAUGCAUAUAGAAAUAGUCUACGCGUAGCUAAAGAGAACAAUAUUCAGUAUAUUGCUUUCCCAGCCAUAUCAUGUGGGGUAUUCAGGUACCCCUCUGAUGAAGCUGCCUUUGUGGCUAUCUCUACGGUCAGGGAAUGUGCUGAUGGCCUCAAAGACGUCCACUUUGUCUUGUUCUCAGAUGAGAUUUACAAUGCUUGGUCGAAAGCAGCCAGAGAAUUGCUUUCAAAUUCAUGAGCCGGUGGUUUGAUGAUAUGGUUAUGAGGCAUCUGAGCUGUCUUGCAUCAGUCUCUAAAAAUUAUUCCAAGGUUCAUGGGCUAUUUGCUGAGGAUAUUAAUGAUCAGUUUGCGAAUAAAUUUCCAGGAGCAUUGUCGAAAAAUUGGUGGCUUGUAUUUAGAACUUUUGGUUUUUGAUAGGGGGCAAGGAGUGUGUCUAAUGUAGCAUGAUCUAUCUAAAAACUCAUGGCUUCUUGUGCAUAUGAUAAUAAUGCUCGUGUGGCAUUUUGCGUUGACAUCA